This is a messenger RNA of Physcomitrium patens, 1059 nucleotides long. NCBI's taxonomy places the organism in Eukaryota, Viridiplantae, Streptophyta, Bryopsida, Funariales, Funariaceae. The record is from RefSeq and is a predicted model, not a curated record.
AUGGUGCUGAAUUCCGACGCACCUUGUUUUGUGAAGACGAUUACACGGGCGAUGACGGAGAGAAAUGACCGACUGGUAAUUCCUAUCGAAUUCAUCAACAAACACGGCAAUAUGCUUCAUUCAGUGAUCUCGUUGACAGGACCCAACGGCUGUCCGCUGCGUGUGAUGCUCAAAGUGAGAACCUGCGCUGGAAGGGAUGGCCGACUAAAUGUCAGCGUUUUUAUGGCUCAUGGAUGGAAAUACUUUGUGACGGAGAAUUGCUUACAGAUGGGCGACCGGAUCAUUUUCCAGCUGGUAGCAAGGUCAAGAUUUCGUGUCCUUCUCUGUGCCCAACCACACGAGGAGGCGGUGUUCGGAAACCUCAUUUCGUCCAGCAAAGACCAUGAAAGUCAGCUUGACAGCCCCUCUGUAAUCUCAGAAGCUCCUCCGCUGCCGGAGGUUACAUCUAACCAAACGAGCUCACUAUCUCCUAGUAGAAUCAACCUGAACGCAGUAGAAAACUGCUUGAAUGCGGAGCCGAUGCAGUGGACCUAUUCUGAGAGAGCGAAGAUCAAAUCCGUCGAAGGAAUAAAUCCGCUUCUCCUGUCAAAAGAUAUUUGCCACAAUUCACUAGGACUCAAUUCUGCGAUCAAUUUGAACUCCAGAUACCCACAGUUCACGAAGAAGCUAACAGGAAUCAAUGUUCCCCAGAAAGGUGCCGGAGACGACUUACGGCUGGAAUUGCCAUCUCAUUUCGUGCGAGCGCACGGCGACAGAUUUCAAGCGAGCGUGUUUCUUCUUGGGCCAGGGUCUAAUUUCGUUGUUGUGAAACUAAGCGUUAGAGUAAACGGUAAUGGGAACAGAGUGCAAUUUCGUGGAGGGUGGAAGGAAUUCUCAAUUGCACAUGGUUUAAAAGUAGGUGACGUGCUGCUUUUCUCCCUCAUAGGGCUGUCAAAGACGCACAUGCCGACGAGAGACGCUAACAUAGAAAAAUCACAACACGCAUGGACAGUUUCAGAGCACGGGUCUAGCAACUCUCAGAAGAGCACACAAUUAGGCUGUGAAGCGCUCAUCGCGUGA